AGAAGAGUAAUAAAGGAUGAUUAAUUAUAUAUUACUGCAUAUUUCUUAAACUAAUAAUAAUUCAUAUUAUGUUUUUUAUAAUGCCUAUAACUAAUAUUAUUUAAAAUAAUAUUUGAAAUAUAUAUGUCAACACAACCAUAAAAAAUUACUACAAUAUGUUAUAGAAACAAUUGCUAAAAGAAUAAUAACAUAUGCUGAUAUAUAUAACUAUAAUAUAAUGACAAUGUGUAAUGUAUUUGCGGUUUAUGUAUUAUUAAUUACAAUAAAUUUAAGUUAUGAUCUUAGAAUUCCAAAGUUAGGAGACAUAUAUGAUAGUAAAUACAGUAAGAGUAUCGAUAUAUGUAAGUUUUUACUUUGGAUUUUAUAAAAACAUGCUUAUUUAGGUACAACCAGAAUUAUAGAUACAAAUUUUGAAUAUCCAAGAAGUAAUAAUAAUCUUAGACAAGUAUACAAAGAGCAAUGGUUAAAAUAUUAUGCAUGUUUAAAUAAGCAAUAUACCCAAAUUAAAUCACAGAAAAUACUACAUCCUGUUGCCCUUAUAGUACUGGAAGGAACAUCAGUAAUGUAUGAAUAAAAAAUAAUACUGAAUCUUAAUUAAACUCGAAUCUUAAUAAAAUCUUACUUAUAUAUAAUUUAUAGUUUGAAGUGUGAGAUAUGUAUCUCUCCAUUAGUAGUAUAUGAAGUUAAUACCAUUGAAUGGUAUUUUAAUAGUAGCAGCAAUAAUAAUGUUACUAAUGAAUUAAUUCAAUCUGCCUCACACAUAUUAGUUUCUCAAAAUAAUAAAUAUUUAAAAAUGUAUAACAUUCAGUUAGAACAAGAUGGCCAGUAUUGGUGUCAAAUGAAAGAUACAAAAGGAACACUUUAUUAUUUGCAUGUUGAUAAUGGUUAUGAGGGCAUAGAUAUUGUUCAUCCUAAUGCAGUACCAAACGUACGACAUGCUGCAUCAUCAGAAAUAAUAACAGAAUACAACUUAAAAAUAUAUACUACAUGGAUGAAUUGGUCUCCAUGUUCCAAAUGUGAUAAUGUUGGUAUAAAAAUUCGUUAUGGUUAUUGUACUCUUUCUCUAUUAGAAAAUCCUGUAUAUCAUGCUGGCAUUGAUGAAGACAACUUAAGUGAAAAUAUACAAUAUAUAAUGGAAAUACUAUUUUAUGUAUUCCAAAAUAAAUUGCCAUGUAAAUUUAGAUAUAUCCCAUAUCAUAUCCGAAAACAUAUAAUUAUUAAACAAAGGAAAAUUGAAAUGAUGGUUAAAUAUUGCAAGAAAAACUGUUCAAGUGAUGUAGUAUUUGAAGUACAUAAUAAAGCUGGCAAAAUAAUUGAAAGUGCAAAUAAUAGUGCUAAUAUAUAUUCUAUGAUCCAAAAAAUACCUUCUUUAGCGCCAGAAAUUACAAGAACAAUAAUUUAUGGAAUAAUUAAUAAGAAAAUACAAAUCAAAUGUCCAGGAAAUCUAAAUAUAGAAACACCAAUAAUUUGGAAAAUUGGAAUUAAAAUAUUACCAUUUAUUAAAUAUCAUUCAAAUUCAACAAUAUUUAUUGAUUCACGGAUGCGUAUAGUUUUUAAAAAAUUAAAAUUUACAGAUAGUAACAUAUAUAGUUGCUGGCAAAAUAAUCAACUUGCAGGAACAGUAAAAUUAAUAGUGACCGAUGAAACAGAAUUAAAAUUAAACUAUCAUUAUAUGAUGUUUGGUACUAUUGCUAUUAUUUCUGUAUUUACUAUAGUAAUUUGGAGAGUGUUAAAAGGCAAAAGACGAUUUACGAAACAUUAGAUGACAUUACAAAAAUUCAAAUCAUCAAGUUACUGUAAAUAUUUCAGUAUUACAUUAAAAUAGUAAAGAAAUGUUUUUUCAAAUAAAGAAGUAAUUUUGAAGU
Vespa crabro (European hornet) is the source of this 1865-nucleotide messenger RNA. RefSeq names its product Ig-like V-type domain-containing protein FAM187A. Bases 794 to 1762 code for a protein of 322 amino acids. The record is from RefSeq and is a predicted model, not a curated record. NCBI's taxonomy places the organism in Eukaryota, Metazoa, Arthropoda, Insecta, Hymenoptera, Vespidae. The transcript has 6 exons.